Molecule: messenger RNA, 3053 nt
Organism: Pristis pectinata (smalltooth sawfish)
Lineage: Eukaryota; Metazoa; Chordata; Chondrichthyes; Rhinopristiformes; Pristidae
Gene: insig2
Product: insulin induced gene 2
Exons: 6
Coding region: 475-1158 (227 amino acids)
Biological process (GO): SREBP-SCAP complex retention in endoplasmic reticulum; cellular response to insulin stimulus; SREBP signaling pathway
Cellular component (GO): endoplasmic reticulum; SREBP-SCAP-Insig complex
Source: RefSeq, a predicted model, not a curated record
GGGCGCAUGCAUUGACUAACCCCAGCAAACAUUGGGGGGGCGCGCAUGCAUUGACUAACCCCAGCAAACAUUGGGGGGGGGGGCGCGCAUGCAUUGACUAACCCCAGCAAACAUUGGGGGGGGGGGGCGUACGCGUUGACUAACCACAGCAAACAUUGGGGGGGGGGCGCGCACGCACGCAGGCAGGCUUCUCCGCGUCUUCUUGCGCGUGGCGCGCGCGCGCGCUCCCCGCUGCCUCUCCUCAGUGAUGGGGUUCGGAGAGCAGUAGCGGUGGCAGUUGGAGGAGGAGGACGACGGUAAGCGGUCCUGCGACCUCCCCGGUCAGCGUGCGGCCGUUCCGCGGCGUCCGUGUCGCCCCAGGACGGCGGGAGUUUGGGCUCGGCGCUCGCUUCGGGUUGCACACACAAUGUCGAGUGAAGAGGAAGCACUAUAGCCAGAUCUUUGAGAAGGCAGAAUUCAAACACAUUUACAUAAAUGGCAGACGAGGAAAGAAACAAAACCACAACUGUGCAGAUUGGACAUAGCCUUUAUCUCUCUGUCAUCACAAACCAGAACAUGAACUUGUUUAUUCGGGGAGUGGUCCUAUUUUCCAUUGGUGUGUUCUUAGCACUUGUAUUGAACUUAUUGCAGAUUCAACGAAACGUUACUCUUUUUCCUCCUGAUGUGAUUGCCAGCAUUUUCUCAUCUGCAUGGUGGGUUCCACCAUGUUGUGGCACAGCAUCUGCUGUGAUUGGUCUGCUUUACCCCUGCAUUGACAGCCAUCUGGGAGAACCACACAAAUUCAAGAGGGAAUGGUCCAGUGUAAUGCGUUGUGUGGCAGUUUUUGUUGGUAUAAACCAUGCUAGUGCUAAAGUAGACUUUGCCAACAAUAUGCAACUAUCUCUUACAUUAGCAGCACUUUCCAUUGGAUUGUGGUGGACAUUUGAUAGAUCUCGAAGUGGUUUUGGACUUGGAAUAGGAAUUGCCUUUCUUGCAACGUUAGUCACUCAGCUUUUAGUCUACAAUGGUGUUUAUCAAUACACAUCUCCGGACUUCCUGUAUGUUCGGUCUUGGUUACCUUGUAUAUUCUUUGCUGGUGGAAUAACAAUGGGAAACAUAGGACGCCAGUUAGCAAUGUACGAGUGUAAAGUUAUUCCAGAGAAACCUCAUCAAGAUUGAAGUAAUAUUAUGGAAAUUUGAAGAUUUCAAAUAGACAAUUGGAAAUCAGGAUGAUAUGCCAAAUGAAUGUAAAAAGCUGUAAAUAAUGGUUGCAAUAUGAAAUUGCAGAAGCUGCAGUUUUGUUUUUACUUAUUCACUCUGCUACAUGGAAUGCAAUCUGUGAUUGCUGGUGGUAUAAAAAUGUUUUGUUAGAACUAUUGUAUGGAUAAUAUAUGUGCAAGACCAUAAAUCUAUGUGCAACUCUGGACUCAUUUUUAGAACAUAGAAGAUGUUUUUAUUUGCACAUGUGUGGUAACCCUAUAUGUAUUUAAUCUGAGCAAAAAACUGAAUUUUUACUCAUUUAAGAUACUCAUAAGGCAGAAUCCUGCAGUUAUUUAGUUAGCUUAAUUUUUAAACACUUUUUUUAAAACAAAAACUAAGUUCUAUUUUCUCAUUUCACCAGUUGGCAUGUCUGUUUAGAAAGUUCAGGAGAUUCAACAAAGUUUAAUUUAAGUACAACAUUAUUAUUCCUGAUUUUUAAGAUAUUUACUAUAUAGGUAAUAUUUCAUGCUUUACAAGAAAUGUAAUUAUCUGAACCUCCUGGCUCCUCCCCAUUUUUAGAGUUCUGCUUGUAGCAGAAGAAAAAAAUAUUUACAGAUGCAUGAAACUGCUUUCACCAAUAUAUAUUUACACAAAUGUGUGAUGUUACUUAAGCAAUAUGCUGUUUAUUGAUACUUCAAAACAUUGUGAGCACAGCAAUUUGCUUUAAAAAAAGAACAGGACUUCGAUAUCUCCUUCAGCAUUUACUGUUGAAUAUUUUGUGAAAAAAAUUAAGAAUGUCUUUUGCUGUAUAUAUUUUGUUUAGAAUAAAGAAAAUUAAUUUGUGGAAUGAGCACCUUUUAUGGAAGCCAAAUUAAUCAGUUUCAGUUAAAUGAAGGUAUUUAUAGUGCAAAUUGUUUUUAUUUGUUCUGUUUUAUUCAUCCAAACAAAGGAAUACACAUAAAAUAUCCAAUUUUAAGUGGGAGUAAAAUAAUUUGGCCUCUUGGGUAUUGUAGACCAAUUUAUUCUGAAUACUUCAGAACGUAUUUCAAUAAAGCUAGCUGCUGCUGCCCUGUAGUGCAACAAAAUAUUUUAUUCUUAAACAUUUUCUUCUAGUUGUACAACUCAACCCUUGUUGGCUUUUAAUAGCAAUUGGCAGUGAUUACAAAAAAAAAGUUAAAAGGAAACUUUUGAAGACAAAAGCUUCCUGAUUGUGUAGGAUUGUGGAAUGAAUGUAAACACACAUGGGAUUAUUUUAUACUGUCAACUGUUCUCUACAGAAUUGCUUACUCUACGUGUCUAAAUCUUGUAUUUUGCUGCAUCUAAACAAAUGACUAAUUCUUUGCUGAUAUAUUUAACCUACUUUGUGGCAAUACCAAAAUUUGAAGUGUCAAUUGAUAGGAUUUUUGGGUUAGCAGUUACAUGGAUGGAACCUCAUUAAUGCAAUGCAUUUAGUCACUUUAACUAAAAUGAAAUAGCUGACUGCAAAGUUUUAUAUCGUAUUUUCUUCAUAUGCUCAUUCUUCAGGUUUGCGGCUUUUCAAUAUACUUUGAACAGGUUAUGCCCAGAUUUUUGCAAAGUAAAACACUGACAAAUGAAAACUUUUCAGUGUACUAUUUAACAACUAAAUGUUAAAACUGUCAAGAUUUUAUUUUGUCAAUUAAAGUAGAAUUCAAAUACUUUUUCAAAUAGAAUUCAAAUAUUAACCAUGAAAUGUUUCAACAGUGUUUAAGAUGUGUUUUCCUUAUUUUGAUUUGCCUGUAUGCAAAAGGAGCUAGAGAUUCCACUAGCCAUAGUGUGGUAUCACAGUGGUUAUGGAAAUUAGGGGGUAAAUGUAUGAUACUUUAAAAAUAAAAUGACAUAUUUUUCACAAUAAA